AUAUUUUCGCGGGAAAUUCAAGAUGGCGGCCAUGGACGAAAGUAACAAGGAAAUGCAACAUUCUGUGGAAAAUACAUCUUCUACAGAUGGUUCCGUAGGGAGGAUGAAAAUUUUGCGAAAUGUAAUGCUGAAAACAAUUAAGUCAUUUACAGGAGAACUGAAGUUGGUAUCACCUUUGACUGGAGUAGAUAACACUCACUUGGAACACCUACAUAGUAAAACUAUUUCACAGCUUGAGGCAAAUAUACAGUGUGAGUUAGAGCAGAUGUACAAAGAGGAAAAUCUGGAAACAUUACUAAACAGCCUUGAUAAGAUCAUAGCUGAGAACCCAUCACAGCCUGGCACAGUGGCAUGGCGUCCAAGUGGUAAUGUAAAGGAGGAUGUAAGAUGUGAAGUAGGUGUGUUAAAGAGAGAGAAAUUGAAAGCAUUAAAGCAGACAUUGAAUGACCUUGAGGCACAGAACAAACUAUUGAGAGAUAAAGUACAAGAAAGAGAGCAACAUCUUCUCAGAACCAGGGAUAAAAUUGUGUCCAUUGCUGAUGACUUUGAAGAGAUUGUUGAUACAGAAAAUAUAACAGACUGAGAGAAGUGGCAUUAGAUAAAUGUUAGAUCUACACUAUGAUGAAGACUGUCUUAGAAGUGAGCUGCCUUAAGAGUGAUAUAUAUUUUUGGAAAAUAAAGGACAUAUUUCAUUCUUAUAAAAGCACUUUAUGAAUAAACCUUAAUUGGUUUUUGACCUUUGUAAAAAGUAGGAAUAUCAUACAGUCGACAGCAUUCAAGGAAUGGGAACCAACAACCCCUGCUCAUCAGGCUGCCAGAGUCCAGCUAUCUAUCUGUUAUGUUAGUCAUUCACUCUGCUUGUAAAGCCCACAUUUUGGGAUCAAUCACUCAGGUUCUUGUAAACACAUUGGUAAAAUGAAGCAGUACAGAAAUCAUGUUUUUUGCUGAAGGAUAUUUGUAAGA
This is a messenger RNA of Ruditapes philippinarum (Manila clam), 963 nucleotides long. RefSeq lists its product as uncharacterized. The coding region runs from base 23 to 583 and encodes 186 amino acids. Gene Ontology annotation, biological process: chromosome segregation. Lineage: Eukaryota; Metazoa; Mollusca; Bivalvia; Venerida; Veneridae. Gene Ontology annotation, cellular component: MIS12/MIND type complex. The record is from RefSeq and is a predicted model, not a curated record. The transcript is spliced from 5 exons.